GCGACAACGAACAAGCACAUCAGAUGUCCUUCAAUUGGUCAUUUGGAGCUGCUUUUGCUGUUAAUAUGGCCUGCUUUACGAUCCCGCUGAUGGAAUUCUCGGCUUGGGUUGGCACAAUUUCAGUGGGCUAUGACUCGAGCUUCCACGGAGGCAUCGACGACCUCCCACUUUCCUGGAGGUUUUAUUGGCAGACUCAAGCGAAUCCCGGCUUCUCGGCGCGGUGAGAAGAUUGCGAUGUACCUUGCCCUCCGCUUGGCGCCCGAAUAUUACCUCGACGGCCCUCCAAUGGGUACCCAAUACAUCGUGGAUGUCCUUCAACACCUGGCCUUGCCGAAAGGAGCCGCAGUGGAGCGAGCAGAAGAUCGUCGUUUGCGAUCGGCAUCCCAACAGAAAGCAAUGGGCAAUACACAUGAAGUCUAUGAAGUUCAUGCCUGUCGACUCGGACUGCGUCGUCCCGACUUGGACUCCGAGCGUGUUUAUGCAGAAACCAUCCUGAACUUCGUGGACGAUCAAAAUCCUAAUGGCUUGCGUAUGCUGCUCGAUACUGGUGCUAGCGUCACAAGGCUUCCUCUCCCGUUUGUCCAGCAGAUCAACGACAAACUGGUCCGGGCAGAUAACAUGAUCAAACCCCCCGAGGCAGGAGUCAAGCUAAACACGUACAGAGUCCCUCAGUGGAUGGGCGAGCGAAAGAUCCAGGUUGCGUAUGAGUUUGAAGGCGAGAACGGCAAAACCGUCAAGAUCUACGGGCCAUUCGAGACGUUCUUCUACCAGCAUGACAUCAAUUACAUUGAUCGACCUAUGGAGGGUUUGAUCUUUCCGCAACGCGCGUCUUGCGACCACGGCGUGUUUGGGUUGAACUUCUUCCAAACGAUGUAUGUCUCGCUGCACAAGGCAACACAUGGUGUCGACUUCGUCCGGAUGGCUGCGCAGUGGCCAGAGGACUUCGCCGAUGAUAUGGAAAACUACCACGUCGCGGGCCUGUCGGGCACUUGAAAGAUGAAUAGUGUUGCCGUUACCAUUACCUUCACUUGUACUUGUAUCGCGCAGCGGUGAAUCUGAAGUGGUCAUUCGUUCCGU
Fomitopsis serialis is the source of this 1077-nucleotide messenger RNA. RefSeq lists its product as uncharacterized. The transcript has 7 exons. NCBI's taxonomy places the organism in Eukaryota, Fungi, Basidiomycota, Agaricomycetes, Polyporales, Fomitopsidaceae. Gene Ontology annotation, molecular function: aspartic-type endopeptidase activity. The coding region runs from base 130 to 993 and encodes 287 amino acids. The record is from RefSeq and is a predicted model, not a curated record. Gene Ontology annotation, biological process: proteolysis.